UGUUGAUCUUACACCACAAGAUGUUGAACUCAGUCGUAGGCAAAUGCCUCGUGUUGUUGUUUGCAUUGGCCAACUUAUCCAAUGCCCUUCAUUUCUACUUAACGACCGGUGAAACCCGUUGUUUUUUCGAAGACUUGCCAGACAACACCUUGCUUGUUGGCCGUAUUGAUGCAUAUGAACAGGACGGUAAUGACUACAGGAAGAACCGUGAUUUGAAGGUGAAAAUCACUGUCGACGAAACUUUCGAUAACGACCACCGUGUUGUCUCGCAAAAGUCUAGUCCUACUGGAGAAUUCACCUUCAACUCCCACGACUCCGGAGAGCACAGAUUCUGUUUGACCCCAGAGUAUGACGAUGAUACCACUGGAAAGACCCACCGUAUCUUCUUUGAUGUUGCCCUUGGCUCAGCUCACGACUACGCCGACUCCAAGUCCACCAAGAAGGUCGACGGAUUGACUGCCAAAGUCAUGUCCUUGAACAACAAAUUGCAAGAGAUCCACAUAGAACAAGAAUCCAUGAGACAAAAGGAAGCCAUCUUCAGAGAUCAAUCUGAAACUACCAACAGCAGAGUCGUCAAGUGGACCUUGGUGCAAUUGGUUGUGUUGAUUGGUACAUGUUACUACCAAUUGAGACACUUGAAGGGCUUUUUUGUCAAACAAAAGAUUGUUUAAUACCUCUGCACUAUAUAUGUUUCGUGCCUUGCUGGCGAAAACACGUAUCAUUGCCGUUUGAUCGGUG
Messenger RNA from Suhomyces tanzawaensis NRRL Y-17324, 738 nucleotides. It is a transcript of the gene ERP5, whose product is annotated as Erp5p. Bases 21 to 671 code for a protein of 216 amino acids. NCBI's taxonomy places the organism in Eukaryota, Fungi, Ascomycota, Pichiomycetes, Serinales, Debaryomycetaceae. The record is from RefSeq and is a predicted model, not a curated record. The transcript has 2 exons. Gene Ontology annotation, cellular component: COPII-coated ER to Golgi transport vesicle; Golgi apparatus; endoplasmic reticulum. Gene Ontology annotation, biological process: endoplasmic reticulum to Golgi vesicle-mediated transport; Golgi organization; intracellular protein transport.